AUGGGGUAUUACAGAAAGGGAUGGCCGCAUACCAAAAGUAUUGUAACUGAAAAAGCUAAGUCUUACUGGGAGGUCAGAGAUGAGAUCCAUGUCGUGGAGGACGUAGUGUUUCGGAACGACUUGGUGAUUAUCCCUAGUGGUUUACGGGCCGAAAUGAUCAAGAAGGUACAUGAAGGUCAUCUCGGCAUCGAAAAGUGCAAGAGACGAGCGCGCGACGUGAUGUGGUGGCCGGGCAUGGCGGCCGCCGUGGAGCGCGCGGUGCGCGAGUGCGAGACGUGCGCGCAGCGGCGCGCCUCGCCGCCGCGCGAGCCGCUCGCGCCGCACGCCGACCCCGAUAGGCCUUGGCAGGUGCUCGCAGCUGAUAUUUUUCAGGUAAAGGACAAACAUUAUUUACUCGUGGUCGACUAUUACUCCAAGUACGUGGAGGUGGCCACUAUAGUGGAUUUGAGAAGCGCGACAGUGAUAGGUAUUUUGAAGCCUAUGUUUGCACGUCACGGGAUACCGCAAAGAUUGGUAUCAGAUAACGGUUGUCAAUUUGUGUCGCAGGAGUUUAGAGAGUUCGCUAGGGAUUGGGAUUUCGAACAGGUUACUAGUUCACCGCAUUAUCCUCGCUCGAACGGUCUUGCGGAGCGUAAUGUGCAAACGGUCAAGAAUAUGAUCAUAAAAUCACAAGAAACUAAAACUGAUUUUUACGUGGCACUAUUGAAUUUUCGCAACACACCAAUAUCGGGUGAAAAAUACUCACCUGCUCAGUUAUUGUUUGGUAGGAGAUUAAAUACAAAGUUACCGGUAAAAAGUAGCCUAUUGAACCCUAAGACUCCGGUGAGAAAAGAAAUAUCAAUCAGACGCGAUAUUAAGAAUGACAAAGCGAAGCAAUAUUACAAUAGAGGAACUAGGUCAUUAAAACCAUUAAAAGAUAAUGAGCAGGUGCGUAUUCGAGACCCGACCGAGAUAAACGGCAGAGGGCGCUGGGUGCGCGCGCAGGUGGAGCGCGCCGCCGCCGAGCCGCGCUCCUACUGGGUGCGCACGCCGGACGGCCGCCGAUACCGCCGCAACAGGCAGCAGAUCAUACCGGCGGCGCCGGCGCCGCCUACUGACACUCCUGGCAAUAGUGGCAGUUCAGAGGCAAAUAUUCCAAAAUACUAUUACGAUGACUUGGAGGAGUGUGGCGGAGGUCAAACACCGGGACCACAGAGUCCCCGUGGGCCGCAGGCCACAGCUGAUCAAGAUUCCGCUUUCCGCUACACUCGUUCAGGCCGGCGAAUACGCACGCCGGAUAGGUUUUAG
Molecule: messenger RNA, 1287 nt
Organism: Cydia amplana
Lineage: Eukaryota; Metazoa; Arthropoda; Insecta; Lepidoptera; Tortricidae
Exons: 1
Coding region: 1-1287 (428 amino acids)
Biological process (GO): DNA integration
Molecular function (GO): nucleic acid binding
Source: RefSeq, a predicted model, not a curated record